AUGACUAAUAACCCAACGCCAUCUAAACCAAACCCUAUGAAUAUUACUCUUACUAGAAAGUAUAAAGAAAUACAAGAUGGAAAAAAGACAAUUGAUACCGUAACUUUGAAAGCAAGCUCUAAUGACAGUUCAUUGUUGGAUAAUAUUAAACUCCAAAAAAUGUUAGACAAAAAAUGA
Cetraspora pellucida is the source of this 177-nucleotide messenger RNA. The record is from the annotation of a GenBank genome assembly. NCBI's taxonomy places the organism in Eukaryota, Fungi, Glomeromycota, Glomeromycetes, Diversisporales, Gigasporaceae.